This is a messenger RNA of Histoplasma mississippiense, 1440 nucleotides long. RefSeq lists its product as hypothetical. The coding region runs from base 1 to 1440 and encodes 479 amino acids. NCBI's taxonomy places the organism in Eukaryota, Fungi, Ascomycota, Eurotiomycetes, Onygenales, Ajellomycetaceae. The transcript is spliced from 4 exons. The record is from RefSeq and is a predicted model, not a curated record.
AUGCGGCCCCUUUGGUUUACAUCGUUGUCCUGCGUUUGCGCUCUUUUGGCUGUCGCCAAUGCUGGACCUCCUCCACACAAGAGUAAGGAUAAGAAUCUGGCCAAGAAGGUAACUUGCGGAGGUAAUACGUAUAAUUACCAUGGGUUAGAGGGAUAUGGAUUUGUGCCGUCGAAUGCCGUUGACAAAUACGGUGAUACCAUGGGCGGAAUUGGUGGCGCCCUGGCUAUCGAGCAAUCUUCAUGGCACAGGAAGGAAGAUGGCACGUAUGAAGGGAUCGCAUGGGCGUUACCGGAUCGUGGAUGGAAUACCAAUGGGACCCUAAAUGUCCAGGCACGUAUCCAGAAGCUGUCUCUCUCCUUCAAGCCUUCCCGGGCAACAUACUCUGGCGACGGGUUCGGCAGCGAAGAAGGAACAAGCGGACGCCGCAUCACUAUGGAUACUGAGGGUCUCGCCUUGGGCGUGGGAGGAAGCUUCUGGGUAUCUGACGAAUACGGGCCAUACAUCUACCAGUUCACGCGUGACGGUAAAAUGAUCCAAGCAAUCCAACCACCCGAAGCAUAUCUCCCACGUCGAAAUGGGAGUCUCAGCUUCAGUGCCGCAUCCCCACCCAUCUACGACCCAGAGAAGUUGCCCGUACCUGAAGACACGGAAUCAGGGCGGAACAACAACCAGGGCUUCGAAGCGUUGACACUCUCGCCAGACGGCAUGGAGUUGUUUGUCAUGAUCCAAUCAGGUCUGAACCAGGAGGGCGGGCCGAAGAAGAAGAAUCGGAAACAGGCACGGCUAUUACAGUAUGAUAUUUCAGGCUGCAAACCGCGGUAUAUACAUGAGUACGUCGUCACGCUUCCAACGUACCCCGAUAGGUCGGAAGAAGACCAGGAGAAGUCUCGUAUUGUUGCUUCACAGUCGGAAAUUCACAUGCUGCCCGGUGGAGACUUCUUGAUCCUAUCGCGAGACUCGGGUUCCGGGCAUGGCCAGAAGGAGUCACGCUCUGUCUACCGCCAGGCAGACAUUUUCGCAAUCACUAACCGCACGACGGACAUCAAAUCUGAGAAAUACGAUGCCGCUACCGGCUCGAUUGCUUCGGACAAGGGAGAGUUGAAAGACGGGAUCGAACCAGCCGAGUAUUGCGAAUUUAUCGAUUACAACCUCGAGUCAGAGUUGGGCAAGUUCGGUCUGCACAACGGCGGCGAACAAGACAAGAUGCUGCUGAAUGAGAAGUGGGAGAGCCUGGCUCUAGUUCCGGUUGAUGAGCGGGAUUGUGAUAAGAAGGGCUGUAGUCAUGGCGAAGGAGGAUUGCAGGAAUACUUUUUGAUUAGUUUCAGUGACAAUGACUAUAUCACUCAAGACGGCCAUUUGAAUUUUGGAAAAUUCAAGUAUGCGGAUACUUCCGGUUUCAAUCUUGAUACGCAGGCUUUGGUGUUUAGAAUCUCGUUUUGA